Messenger RNA from Tetrahymena thermophila SB210, 576 nucleotides. RefSeq names its product kazal-type proteinase inhibitor 1. Gene Ontology annotation, molecular function: protein binding. The record is from RefSeq and is a predicted model, not a curated record. NCBI's taxonomy places the organism in Eukaryota, Ciliophora, Oligohymenophorea, Hymenostomatida, Tetrahymenidae. The transcript has a single exon.
AUGCUAUUUAAUGUAAUAGAAAGUAAAAAUUAUGUUAAAAUAAAUCAAAAAACAUAGCAAUUAAAUUAUAAUUAUUAAGUAAAUAAAUCAAUAAAAAACACUAAAAUAUAUUUAAAAAUGAACAAAAUAAUCCUCUGCUUUGCUUUAAUUAGCUUUUGUACUGCCGCUAACUUCAUUUGUACUCCUGAAAUGAAGCAAAAUAAAAACUGUACUAGAGAGUAUAAUCCUGUUUGUGGAGUUAAAAUGGAUCCUAACAAAAGUAACAAGUAUAGUUCAAUUAAAGCUACUUAUUCAAAUAAGUGUACUGCUUGUUCUGAAGAAGAUGUAGAAUUCUAUGCUGAAGGAAGCUGUGAAUAAUAUCCUAAAAUUGCUGCUUUUUGCCAUCCAGAUGCACAUUUGAACAAAAGUUGCACUAGAGAAUUAUUCCCAACAUGUGGAUUAUUCGAUGACAGCGUUGUUUGUCAACAAGGUCCUUGUGGAUCAAAUUAUUCAAAUAAAUGUGUAGCUUGUAUCAAUUAAGAGGUUUCAUACAUCUUACCUGGCUAUUGUCAUUUGCAUGAGUAGUAUUAACCUUGA